ACCCACAACCCGUCGUCCAUACCUCCCCUCUAUCUCAUCGCCACCCCAUCCAUGUCCUUCGCCACCACCACCAUCUCCCCGUCCACCAAUACCAUCUCCCUGUCCAUGAAAAUCAAUCGCCACCGAGGUUUUUGCAAGAAAGCACUUUCCUCCGAUGAAUCUCCCAUUUGCCCUGCUGUUUGAAUCUCCCACCGACCGGAAAAAAGCUCCUGCACCAUUCCGGCCGCCACAGGAGAGAGUUGGAAUCAACACCUUGGAGUGUUAGAGAGUGAUAUAAUAUCCAGUAUAACCUUCUCCCAACAACUCAAGUUAUUGGGAUCAAUUGAUUCAUGACAUGGAGAGGAGGAGGACAAGCAGGAGAAGGCUCUUCUUCCAGAAGAGAGUUUGAAGAAGAAGAAGGGUUUGGAAGGGAAAUGGAUGAGGUUGGGGGAGGGGAGAGAUUCGUGUGGUUGUGAGGUGCCGAAGCGACCGACGACGGCGGUGGCUCCUGCCUGGCUACAAUUCCACACACGAUGCGACAUCCCAAACUCCAGUGGCAGCGCCUCCCUCAUCUUUUUCGUCGGCGCCUUGAAUUCGGGGCUCACUAGCACGAAUAGCAGCUCCUCCGCCAGGAACUCCAACUACAUCAAUUCGAGCGGAUCGUAGCUCCAAAUCAACUCGUCGUGGUGGUGGGGAAUUAUUGCCUUUCCCUCGCUAACUUGCGGAUCUGGAAACCCAGCAUCCGCCUCUCCUUCACUCGACAAGUGGGGAGAUUUGAAGAGGAAAUUGAAAUUGGAGACUAAAAUUGGGUCAAUCGAAAUUGGGGAUUUCAAUGGCGGCGGCGAAAUUGGAUAGGGAAGAGUGAAUAUGUCUGACAACCCGAUUUUUACCUGGAUGGAGUGGCGGAUGGAAUGGCGUGAUAAGGCGGCGCCGGAGCUCGGGGAGCUACGAGAAGGGUGUUGAGAAAGGGGUGGGGGAUGAUGGCACUCUCUCUCUUUUUUAAUUAAUUUAUUUUUAUUUGCAGUGGUGGUGGGGAAUUAGUGCUCUGUAAUUUUUUUUUAUUUUUUUAAUCCACGUCGUUUGAUUGGGCGAAUCUAUCGCCAACUCAGCGUCAUCCGUUAGUCCAUUCAUAUCGUCAACUUACGCCGUUAACAAAAUGGACGGAAUUGG
Linum trigynum is the source of this 1149-nucleotide messenger RNA. NCBI's taxonomy places the organism in Eukaryota, Viridiplantae, Streptophyta, Magnoliopsida, Malpighiales, Linaceae. The record is from the annotation of a GenBank genome assembly.